Molecule: messenger RNA, 4821 nt
Organism: Pyricularia oryzae 70-15
Lineage: Eukaryota; Fungi; Ascomycota; Sordariomycetes; Magnaporthales; Pyriculariaceae
Exons: 3
Coding region: 167-4447 (1426 amino acids)
Biological process (GO): protein localization to kinetochore; mitotic sister chromatid biorientation; mitotic spindle assembly checkpoint signaling
Source: RefSeq, a predicted model, not a curated record
CGCGUCAAUUAGCAGCAAAACACGCGUCGAUAUUAAUUUCUGAUACAAGCUGGAAGAGAGACAACCGGCCAACGCGCUGAAUCGAUCUUGCGCUAUAGUAAAACGGCCUCUGAGCUCCUGGCGCUUACUUCCUGUCGCAUGUGAAGCCAGCAACUGAGCAACAGCCAUGCCGCCACAAGGCGACGUCACGCUCCCCGCGACCAAGAGAGCGCGCAAGUCGCUGAGCGGCCUUUCGCCGUCGAGAAGGGCCGGAGAGAAGGAAAAUGCCACGGUUGACGUGUCGGCGGCAUCACUGGCCGCGAAUCGCAAAAAGUCACGAAGCAAAAGCAUAGGACCUGGUGGCCUAGAUGCGCUCAAACCUGCCAACGGAAACAGGAGACAGUCUAUAGCAGCACCUCUGCCAAGAUCAAUCCUUAAACCGACAAUACCCAUUUUGCCCGAAAUACCACCACAUAAACCGAAACAAGCCACCAGCAGAAAUGAAGGCGACUCCACCAAGGUCGCCUUGCGGACGGAGGAGGAGCAACAAGCCGCAGCCCGUGAGCGUGAGGAGAGGGAGAGGGUAGCCCUUGAAAAGGAGAUCAAGGACAGAAGAGAAGCUCGGCGCAAGUCACUGGCCAACAGGCGCGUGUCGUUCGCGGCUGAAGCUACAUUGCACACCUUCCAUGAGAUUGAGUAUGCCCAAGACUCGACCACAUCAACAGAUUCCACUAGACGUGCCUCGUCACUCGCGGCGCCAUCUCCGGCACCGCAUGCAACACAGCAGGAGUCGAACCCAGCAGAGCCGCCAUCCACCCCACCGGAACAUGUAGACGAUGUGGUCCCAGACUCUCCGGCGGAUCAGAGGGAACUGCACCAGAAGAAACGGAGACGGAGCUCUGGAAUAUUGCCAUUGGACGAGAACGACAUAACCAUGGGUUCCACUGUGUACGACUCGGACUCUGACAAUGGCGACGACAUCAUUGAAGACCCGGAUGAGGGCGAGUCUGAUUCGGAUGCAGGCGACGGCACCAUGAUGACGCUGGAUGCCGAUGAGGUAACCACGGCUUCUGCUGUCUCGGCAGGUUCCAUGUCGAUUAUGAGCAGCGAUUCUACGGCCAGUAUAGACGAGAUGCUGCGAUUGGCCACACAAAGAGCAGGUGCCCGUUCGGCUGCAGAUGAAGAUGAGGAGGUAAUUCCUGCCUUUAUUGGCUGGGGCAAGAAGGCCGCCCCGGGCAGCGGGAUGCAGGAAGACCAAGAGAUUUUCUCAAGUCCUGUACGGUCAGUGGUGGACGAGGACGACGGCAUGGAUAUGGAGGAGACGCAUGCCAUAGGAGGGAUCGUCAGAGCAGUAGAUGCCGAUGGGACUAUGGCCAGCGAAGACGGAAUGGACAUGUCGAUGGACAUGACGCAUGCACUUGGGGGAAUUAUGGCACAGAAGAGAGCAGCCCAGAGAGAGGCGACCAUGUGCGUGGAUCAGACGAUGGACUUCACCAGACCAAUGGGUGGCAUUCAAUCCACAGCCGACGAUGAGGUUGAACAACAAGACGGUGAAGGCUACGAGGAUAUGUCAAUGGAGCUGACUACCGUAAUGGGCGGUGUUUGGGCAACAGGUGCUGCUAAGGGCGGCAAGCCUGGAGCGCGGCGCCACACGACGAUGCGCCUUGAUGAUGCAGAUGCAGAGCAGACUGUUGGCAUGGACAUGACGGUAGGAUUGGGCAAAAUCAUCACCACCGAUAAGGAUGACGAGGGUGAUGGGGAGAUGGAUAUGACUGCAGGCAUGGACAUGUCACCCGUGGCACUGGGAGGAAUCAUCGCAUCCGUCACUCGUCCGGCGGAUGAGAACGAGCAAACGCCUCAGGGGUAUCGCUCAGCAGAGAAGGCGCCUCCGGUAAACAGCAGGCAAUCGUCUCCGUCCAGGCCAUCGUCGCCAAUCAAGAACUCCUUGAAAUCGAUCCUAAACCGUAACCCUUUACCCGACCGUUCACCCGGCCGCUCACCCAGUCGGUCACCCGAGCGUUCAGCAUCCAAUGAUAGUGGAAUCCGCAAGUCUCCAGGUCGGAACUCUCCAGCAAAACCAUCUAUUCAAACCGCCAAAUCUCCCGAGCAGCCACGUACACCGUUACGGUCGUCGCCAUCUAGAUUCAUUGCUAGCGGAUCCAAGUCACCGGUGCGCUCAGCUGGUCAAAAUAAUAAACAGGCCCCCGUGUCGCCGGCAAAGCAGAGGUCACCUACCAGAUCUCUUUUCCAACAGGAUCCUGCGACAGGGACAACGACCCCCCUUGUUGCUCUGACGCCUCAGAGACGACGGCUCUCUGGAGUCGGCGCUGACCGCUUGGGUCUGGGCUCUCCGAGGGUUGCGGAGCUUCUCGAGCGCCGAACAUCUAUUGGCGAGGCAGCAAAAGAGUUCUCCCCUGGUAGAAAUCUGGAGCUUGGUCGCCGGGGUGUCAAGUGGGAUAACCCCCGCAUAAUGGAGCAAGAAAUCGACCGCCAAAGGCAGCAAGAAAUGGAUAAGGAAGACGGCCGUAAGAUCAUGGAGCGGGAGGCUGACGAACGAGACGUCACCGUAAAUCUUAGAGAGAUGAUUCAGGGACUCAGCCCGAAGAAGAACCCACUGCGUGGUCGCAAGAGCUUACACGUUGGCAGCGCCAAGGGCUUACUGGGAAAGCGUCCUUCCGAGUUGGACGAUGGGGAGGAAGAGAAGGAUGGAGUGAAGAGACUAAAGAACCACCAUGGGAGUCCAGUCAAAAGCAUCAAGCUACAGCAACCUCCAUCCAAAGAGGAGACCACGGGACGACUCUCAAAGUCCAGCAGGAGCCAAGACUCAACAAAGCAAUCUCUCGAAGUGUCCACACCAAAAUCUCCCAUCAAGAUCUCCAGGACCGCACCAAGUCCAAGACGUCUUAGUCAUUUCAGGGACGUGGAGGACGAUGGCGCAAUAGAUCUCGGCAGAGGCGAGGGUAUUGAUGCUGAGGAUCUGGACGACGACGACGAAGAGCGUAUCAGCCUGCAGGACUUCCUCAACAUGACCAGCAUUCGAUUCAUGGAGCUGACGACCACAAAACGCCGGCAUACCGUCGCACCCCAAGCGAAGGACAACUCUGGAAGCGACGGCAAGGAUGACAUGUCCUUUGAGCGCUGCGUCGUGGCCGGUGCCUGUACGGUGCCGAUGCUAGAGCUGUACCAACACUCAUGCCGCGAGCUCAAGAAGUACAUCUCGGAGGGUCGCGACAUCGUCCGGGAGAUUGAGAGCGAGACGCUCGCUGACAACCCGCCCCUGUUCCGAGAGUAUAUGUCAGCCAGCCCGGACUUUAGAGUUCUGAUGGAUAACCAAUUCAAAAAUGUCAAGCUGCAUGCUCGCCUCCUCAGCAAGGCCAUGUGGUACGAAUGGCGAAUGAAGCUGCAAGAGGGUCUCAAAGAAGGCUUGGACAAGACGGCCGAGGGCAUGGCUCAAGACGAACAGGUCCUGAAGAAGAAGCAGGCUCUCAUUGACUCGACACUUCCUGCGCUCGUCGAGAAGUUUGCCGAACUCGAAAAAGAACACGGCCUGCUCGACGAGGCGGUGCGUGAGCUUGCCGAUUGCGAUCCUGACGAGUUGCAAGCUGCGCGGGACGAGUUGCUUACCGCUACCCAAGAUAUCGAUCUGAAGAAGCAGCAAAUUGCAGAACUGGAGCAGGACCUGCAACAAUCCGAGGAAGCUAUUGGAGAGUUGACGACAAAGAAGCAGCUGUGCCUAAAUGAGAUACGCGAAGCCGAGCGCGUGAGGGAGGAAUGUAGAGGCUGGAGACCUGAUGAAAUUAUGGAUCUUAGAGCACGCGUUGAGGCCAUCGAAAAAGAGCACGGCUGGACAGUGACUGGCUGCUCCGAUACGACUAUAUCAAUGACGUACAACCGCGAGAUUGAGCUAGUCUUUAAUCCCACCAGCUUCGCCAUCCCGAACAGCGCUGCCAGCAAGCAGCCCACCAAUAUCGACCUCUGGUACAUCGCGGCAAACCGCGAACGCGACCCCGUACCCGUCACUACCGAGCUCGAAUUCUUCCUUCAGUGCAUCCGCGACCAGGUCAGGGCUCUGGACCAGCCGCGCACCUCUCUACGACAUAUGCUCGACGUGGUGGGUGCCUGCUGGCUUGAGGCGAAGCAGGUCUCUGCCAACAUCAGGAGCAUCAAUUGCACCUUCCCCACCAGGGUCUCACGGACGUCGGACACCUCCAUGGUCGUCAAGGCGACGUUGCUGCUGUCGGGGCUGAAGACCAAGGUCGAGGUUCUUAUCGACCUGAGCGGCCAGAGCGCGAGUGGUACGGUUGUCAAGCCGCGAGCUAGAGUCGUCUACGGGCAGCGGUUCAACGAGGAGCGGAUGGCUGACUUCCUGAGCAAGGAGAUUGGCGACAAGGUCGGCAAGGGACAGAUGUGGGGAGAGGUCGUUGUCGAACUGUACGCGAAGCUUUUGUCUGGGUCUAACAAGCAAUGACGGAGUUUGUUGGUUCUUGGGUACUGGGGAUGCAAGGGGCUUUUCUUCUUCUGGAGUUUAUGUUUGUUUACUGGCGUUUAGGGAUAAUACGCAGGAUGAAACCUGGGUAUAAUGGAUAUCAGGUCUGGAAUAUGGGUUUAUGAUUCGAUGACUAGAUUGUUGUUUUGUUUUAUCGAGUCUCCAUGAACACUUUCUUUCAAUCCUAGGUAUCCUGCCGUACACAGUGACAGACUGACAGCGUAAAUCACAGACCCCAAAGGUAAGAAGACACUCAAGACUGAACACCAUGAUCUUGUAACAUCAAAAGAAGCCUGUUUGUUGUUCUGUUCGUGCCAGGGGAAGGACUUCCUGCUGUUUUUACUGUUGAAAAGAAC